CUGUGGGGCAUGAAUCAGCCUCCCGGGCUUCACGCAGGUAUGCUCCGCCCCUGUCCGGGAUCCGAAGGACAAUCACCCUACAUAAAGCAGGCACCCACGGCAUCGGCACCCAGGCUGCCUGGAGACUGGACCUUGUGCACCCUCUUCCCGCCUGCACAUUCAAGAAACGCCUCGCCCCGAGGGCCACUCAAACGGGACAGCAUGGACUUUAUAACCGACAUAGGGGUUACGCUUGUGUGGUUGGUCCUGUUGAUGAGCGGGCGGGGAGCCAAUGCUCAGAGCUCUCCAGAAGGAAACAAUGCAGAUAUCUGCCUCCUGCCCCCCGACGAGGGGAUCUGCCGAGCGCUGUUUCGCCGUUACUACUAUGACAGUUCCACACAGAGCUGCCGCCAGUUCUACUAUGGAGGCUGCGAGGGCAAUGCCAACAAUUUCCGAACUUUGGAGGACUGCAAUGAAGCUUGCUGGAGGAUAGACAGUCCAUCAUAUUGCUACAGUCCAAAAGAUGGGGGCGAUUGCUCUGGUAAUGUAACUCGCUAUUAUUUUAAUCGAAGACACACUGCCUGUGAGGCCUUCACCUAUACUGGCUGUGGAGGGAAUGACAAUAACUUUGAUAACAUAGAGGACUGCACACGUGUUUGUCUAAAAGCUAAAAGGAAAGGAGGAAAAGAAUGAGAAGAUACCCGACACUAUUUUGCCCAUGGAAGAUAACUAACUUGGAAGGAGUAAUUUUAACCUUUUCCCCUGUAUGUCAUCUUGUGGAUGCUACUGGCUCUGUGGUUAUAUCUGAAGAAUAAUAUGGUGAUACAGGGAAAUGAAUCAUUAAUGAUUUAUACAUCAGUUUUUAUUGCUACAGGUUACUUUUUCAUGUAUUUUUACACAUAACCAGCUGCUAUUCAAAUGUCAAUCGAUUAUUUUUAAUUUACCAUUCACCUAUAUUUUAAUGUAGUUGAAUUGCUGCUGUGCCUAAGAUAUAAAAGCAAAUAAUGACUCACU
Molecule: messenger RNA, 993 nt
Organism: Mustela erminea (ermine)
Lineage: Eukaryota; Metazoa; Chordata; Mammalia; Carnivora; Mustelidae
Product: boophilin-G2-like
Exons: 4
Coding region: 10-672 (220 amino acids)
Molecular function (GO): serine-type endopeptidase inhibitor activity
Source: RefSeq, a predicted model, not a curated record